Molecule: messenger RNA, 892 nt
Organism: Dendroctonus ponderosae (mountain pine beetle)
Lineage: Eukaryota; Metazoa; Arthropoda; Insecta; Coleoptera; Curculionidae
Exons: 3
Coding region: 123-830 (235 amino acids)
Source: RefSeq, a predicted model, not a curated record
UCGUUAAGAGGAGUUCGGUCAAGGCAUCCUUAUAAGUACCUUUGCCAAUUGAGGUCAUCAUCAUAUACCAUUUAAUACUGAGAGCAAUAAAUUGAUCAACUAUUUAUUCUGGAAACAACAGAAUGCUUUCAAAACUAAUUCUGCUGUUAGUCUCGCUGGUCAGUGCUUUCAGUACACCUUUGCAGGUAACUCCCGAAGAGCUCAGGAAUACUUAUAAAAUAAUUUUUAAUGAUCUGUUCGCUCGUGAAGGAAAUGCUGCUAGUGAAUUGAGAGAAUUAACGACCGCGUUGGAAAAUUACCGCAAUGAGACAAUACAAUCAAUUAUUGCCGAUUUAACGGCCGCCUCUAAAUUGUAUUGGGAUGAAGUCAAUUUACUUGAAGCUGUAGCUGAUAGCAAAGACGAAGAUAUCUCCGCCUGUAUAGAAGUGGGAAAUGAGGAAUUUUACGCACUAAACCGUUCAAUGAUAUCGGCCGCAUCUGAUAUCAUUGACCAAAUAUUGCAGGAUGCGCUCAAUGAAAUUAUUGAAUGUACGGAUGUUUGCGAAGAAGCCUUAGCAAAAUUACAAGAGUUUUCCGAUAAAAUUGAUGAAUGUUCUGAUGAUACGUGCGCUACUAUUAUAGAAGGAGAGUUAGUUGAAUAUUACCAAGCAGCGAUAAAAAUUAUUGAUGACUCCACUUCCACGGCUUCUCAGUACGUUUUUAUGUAUCUGCCUCAGGUUUUAGCAGAAAUUACCACCGAUAUUGAAGCUUUUCAAAAGAGCUACCAAGAUAUAAUCGACGAGAUUAGAGCAUGUGUUAACUCGAAUGUAACUGAGGUUUAUGAAACUUAACUUGAUUGUAUUAGAGUAGCUUGUAACAUAUUUAUGCAUUAAAAAACUUGUUGUUUUUUUCA